AUGAUGAUGCCAAGCUACAACCUGACAUGCUCACCAUUUGAUACAAAAGUGUUGUAUGAUGAUCAAGAAAUGGAUCUUUUUGUGGUUGAUGGUUGGGAUUUUUCAUGUUCAUUCAUCACCUCACCUGAAGACUCCUCUGUGAUGUCUUCAGACUCAUGCAUCCGCGAAGCUGUGGUUGAAAACGAGUACUAUUAUGAAACGAAAGAAACGUGCAACGAAUUGCAAGCAUGUUUGGAGAUGGAAGGAUUGGAGACAAUUUCAAGAGGUGAAAUUGAGAGCAUAUGUGAAUGGAUAAAUGAAGAAGAUGACACAUCUUUGAUCCAUCUGUUGAGGGCGUAUGGGGAGGCCGUGGAGAAUGGGGAGGAGGAGCUAGGCGAGGUGGUUGUGGGGGCAAUCAACGACAAGAGCAGCCCUGUUGGGAACACAAUGGAACGCGUUGCAUACAACUUGUUCGGGUUGAGUGAAGGCCAUGGGGGGUACAUGAGGGAUGAGGCAGCCAAGAACCUGAUAGCCGCAUUCAGAGUGAUGUAUCAGAGCCUCCCGGAUGGAAGGGUGGCACAUUUCACUGCAAACACGGCUAUUCUUGACUCCAUCCCUGAUGAUGCAGGGGUGGUUAGGGUUGUGGACUUUGAUGUUGGAGAGGGGAUUCAAUGGCCUCCGUUGAUGGAGGCGUUGGGCCGGAAAGGGAAGGCCCUGAGGCUUACCUCACUAAGGACUAAAGAGGAAUGCACUUAUUCCUUUUGGAAAUUUGAGGACACCAAGAAAAUGCUUCUAUCACAAGCCAAACAAUGUGGGGUUAAGCUCCAAGUUGAAGAAAAGUCCAUUGAAGAAAUUGGUAUUGAGAUGAUGAGAAUGCAAGGAAGGGAAUGGGUGGUUUUCAACUGCAUGGUAGGGCUUCCACACAUGGGGAGGAGACGGCCUAGAGCGAGCGUCGAAGGAUUUCUAAACGAAGCCAAGGGUAUGGUGGAAGGCUAUGGGGGCAUUGUGGUACUUGGAGAUGGAGAGGCUAUGGAGAAUUGUGAUGGUUAUGCCUCAUAUUUUGAUUUUCUACAAAGACAUUACCAAGCCGUGUUUGAGUCGCUUGAGAGGAAUCUCCCGGUUUAUAUUUCGGAGGCAAGGGCUGCCAUGGAGAGUCUGUUUUUGGGGCCUUUGAUGUGUCUGGUUGCGUGGCUCCGGGACUGGGAGGAGACGAGGAAAAGUUGCAAUUUUCAGAAGGAAACUCGAUUGGAAGGAAGGAAGCUUAGGUUGGAGAGCUUAACUGAAGCUGAGGAGAUGGUCCGAGGGGAAAAUCCGUAUAGUGUUAAGAUCGAAGGUGUGAGGGAUCACGAGAUGGUUUUGCGAUGGAAGGAGACAACACUAGUUCAAGUUUCUACGUGGAUGUGA
Molecule: messenger RNA, 1383 nt
Organism: Salvia splendens (bonfire salvia)
Lineage: Eukaryota; Viridiplantae; Streptophyta; Magnoliopsida; Lamiales; Lamiaceae
Product: protein NODULATION SIGNALING PATHWAY 2
Exons: 1
Coding region: 1-1383 (460 amino acids)
Source: RefSeq, a predicted model, not a curated record